CCGCGCUGCGCUGCACACCAACUCACUCCGCCCGCCGCCGCCGCCGACGACGACGACGGAAGACGAGCCCUUUUUUCCACACCGCGGCCGCCGACCGAAUCUGCAGGUGGAGCUUCAGCAAUGGCUGCAAAAAGUGUUGCUGAUGAGUUUGUUGAUCACCGUCUGCUAAGUCGAGUUCAGACUUUUCCUGAUUCACAAGAUCUACAACUUCCAAGCCAUAUGGAGAAGUACGCCAAGAACGACCCUCCAUGUCAGACAACGCAAUGCACAAAUGUGGCGGUGCAGCAGUACAACGCCCAGCAGGUGGAGAGUGGUAAGAAGAUAAGGCGAGCUGUUGGAGUGGACAGUCAAAUGUUUGUUUUGUCUCAGAACGACCCAGUCAGCUACUGGCACCUAUACUUCAAGGGUUCGGUGGGGAGGAAAAAGUGCAAGUUCUUUGCCGAGCUGAGCGGCGUAGGAGGGCCGAAGGAGCUAAGGAUCUGUGUAUUCGUGGACAAAGCAAUAGCUGCUUCUGUUGUGAAUUGCAACCAUUGCUUUGGAGGAAUCUGGCACCCUCUACAAAAUUUUCUUGGAUGCAAAGAAGAAGAAGAAGAAGAAGAAGAACAACAACAACAACAAGAUGAUGAGGAGGAGGAGCAACAUAAGAAGAAGAAAAGAAAGCACGGCUGAGUUUAUAAGUUGGACUGGCUUGAUUCUGAUUAGCGUGUCAGGCAGGAUUUUUGUUUUUGUAUCAUGCGUCAGUUGAUCCCCCUACUGUGUAUCGAAAGCUAGCAACUGGGUGCAUGCUCCUGAAGUGCUGAACUGCGACCGUGGUGAGUUGGUCAUCCCGCAGCUAGCUGCAUAUGUGUGGGUUGCUCAUAUGGUUGGCACAAGCAGUUAUGAUAUUUAUUGUCUUUGAUAAGAAAAGCACAUUUUUCUUCUUGUUCUUCUC
Messenger RNA from Lolium rigidum, 931 nucleotides. RefSeq lists its product as uncharacterized. The transcript is spliced from 5 exons. Bases 121 to 669 code for a protein of 182 amino acids. The record is from RefSeq and is a predicted model, not a curated record. Lineage: Eukaryota; Viridiplantae; Streptophyta; Magnoliopsida; Poales; Poaceae.